CCCCCCCUCCCCUCCCCUCCCGUCCCGCUCCGGGUCCCGGCUGGGCCCGUCCCGGCGGCGCCCGCCCCGCCCCCGCCCCCGCCCCCCCCGGCGCGGGCAGCCAAGAUGGCGGCGCUGAGCGGCGGCGGCGCUGAGGGGGCCGCGCUCUUCAACGGCGACGCCGACCCCGAGCCCCCCGCGGCCGCGGCCGCUGCCCUCGCCGCCUGCUACGGCGCGGGGGGAGGCGGGGACCCGGCCAUCCCCGAGGAGGUGUGGAAUAUCAAACAGAUGAUUAAAUUAACACAAGAACAUAUAGAAGCAUUGCUAGACAAGUUUGGAGGAGAGCAUAACCCACCAUCAAUAUAUUUAGAGGCCUAUGAAGAGUACACCAGCAAACUAGAUGCCCUACAGCAGAGAGAACAGCAGUUAUUGGAAUCCAUGGGGAAUGGAACUGAUUUCUCUGUCUCCAGUUCAGCUUCAACAGACACAGUUGCAUCAUCUUCCUCCUCUAGCCUCUCAGUAGCAACUUCAUCCCUUUCAGUUUAUCAAAACCCUACUGAUAUGUCACGGAAUAACCCUAAGUCUCCACAGAAGCCUAUUGUUAGAGUCUUCCUGCCCAACAAGCAAAGGACUGUGGUUCCAGCAAGAUGCGGGGUGACGGUCCGAGACAGCCUAAAGAAAGCUCUGAUGAUGCGAGGUCUCAUUCCAGAAUGCUGUGCUGUUUACAGAAUACAAGAUGGAGAGAAGAAGCCAAUUGGCUGGGACACUGACAUUUCCUGGCUCACGGGAGAGGAGUUGCACGUGGAAGUCUUGGAGAAUGUGCCACUCACGACACACAAUUUUGUACGAAAAACAUUCUUCACGUUAGCAUUCUGCGACUUCUGUCGAAAGCUGCUUUUCCAGGGAUUCCGAUGUCAGACAUGUGGCUAUAAAUUUCACCAGCGCUGUAGUACAGAAGUGCCACUGAUGUGUGUUAACUAUGAUCAACUUGAUUUGCUGUUUGUCUCCAAGUUCUUUGAACAUCACCCCAUACCGCAGGAGGAGGCCUCCUUAGGAGAGACCACCCCAGCAUCUGGAUCGUACCCUUCAGUGCCCCCCUCAGAUUCUGUUGGACCAUCAAUUCUCCCUAGUCCUUCUCCUUCAAAAUCCAUUCCAAUCCCACAGCCCUUCCGACCAGCAGAUGAAGACCAUCGGAAUCAGUUUGGGCAACGCGACCGAUCCUCUUCAGCUCCCAAUGUUCACAUCAAUACAAUCGAGCCAGUCAAUAUUGAUGACUUGAUUAGAGACCAGGGUGUACGAGGAGAGGGAGGUUCAACUGCAGGUUUGUCUGCAACACCUCCUGCCUCUUUGCCUGGGUCACUCACUAAUGUGAAAGCGUUACAGAAAUCACCAGGACCCCAACGAGAAAGGAAAUCAUCCUCAUCCUCAGAAGACAGAAAUAGAAUGAAAACCCUUGGUCGACGGGAUUCAAGUGAUGAUUGGGAGAUACCAGAUGGACAGAUCACAGUUGGACAAAGGAUAGGAUCUGGAUCAUUUGGAACAGUCUACAAAGGAAAGUGGCAUGGUGAUGUGGCAGUGAAAAUGUUGAAUGUUACAGCACCCACACCUCAACAGUUACAGGCUUUCAAAAAUGAAGUAGGAGUGCUCAGGAAAACACGGCAUGUGAAUAUCCUUCUUUUUAUGGGUUAUUCAACAAAGCCUCAGUUGGCUAUUGUUACCCAAUGGUGUGAGGGGUCAAGUUUAUAUCACCAUCUACACAUCAUUGAGACCAAAUUUGAAAUGAUUAAACUAAUUGAUAUUGCACGACAGACUGCACAAGGCAUGGAUUAUUUGCAUGCCAAGUCAAUCAUCCACAGAGACCUCAAGAGUAAUAAUAUUUUUCUUCAUGAAGACCUCACAGUAAAAAUAGGUGACUUUGGUCUAGCUACAGUGAAAUCACGAUGGAGUGGAUCUCAUCAAUUUGAACAGUUGUCUGGAUCUAUUCUAUGGAUGGCACCAGAAGUUAUAAGGAUGCAAGACAAAAACCCGUACAGUUUUCAGUCGGAUGUGUAUGCGUUUGGAAUUGUUCUUUAUGAACUGAUGACUGGACAGUUACCAUACUCAAACAUCAACAACAGGGACCAGAUAAUUUUUAUGGUGGGACGAGGAUAUCUAUCACCAGACCUCAGCAAAGUACGGAGCAACUGUCCAAAAGCUAUGAAGAGAUUAAUGGCAGAAUGCUUAAAAAAGAAAAGAGACGAGAGACCCCUUUUUCCACAGAUUCUUGCCUCCAUUGAGCUUCUGGCCCGGUCAUUGCCAAAAAUUCACCGCAGUGCAUCUGAGCCGUCGUUAAACCGGGCUGGCUUCCAAACAGAGGAUUUUAGUCUGUAUGCUUGUGCUUCUCCAAAAACACCCAUCCAAGCAGGGGGAUACGGAGAAUUUGCAGCGUUCAAGUAGCCACAGCACCAUGGCAGCACCCACUCUGUUAUUUAAGUCUUGUGUUCCUACAGUUUCUUAACAUCAAAACUCUAUUCUGCUCCGCCGAGCCUAAAGUAAUUUAGAAAAGAUAUCCAUAAGCUUAAAAGUGGAGCAGAAUGGAACUGCCAGUCCAACACAAUGGGAAAAAGUACCUUUUUAGGAACCAGAAUACUCUGCUGCCAGUGUUUCUCCUUCAACACAAAACACCACGUGCAUUCGGAGACCCGCAGUGGCUGCCUGUGCCGUUGGCAUCAUUCCCAGGAGAGAGGAGAGGGCGCUCGUGGUUUGACUUUGGUGCUCGGGCAUGAGGGGAUGGAACUGCUGCUGCAACUUAGGAGACUUGCUUUGGAUGGUCUGCCGGUCGGCUUUCUCCCUCUAACAACGUAUCAUCAGAGGCUGAAUAUCUGAUGAGUGCUAAUUAAAAGAAUCAUCCUCCGUUCUGAUCUCUCUUCCUGGUGUACUCACUGGUUUGUGGACAAUGCAGUAUCCCCUUUUCACUGUGUUACAAUGUCAAACACCUAAUUCUGUCUAAAUCGGGGUUGGUUUAUUCCAGUAAAAUUAAACAGCGUGGGGUGGUGGAAGCUGGAGAAGAUGUUACUCUAAAGGUGAAGAUGUUAAUCUGAAGGAAAAGGGGAUGCUGCUGCACUUUUUUCAGAUUUACUUUAUCACUUCCUCAAAAAACAAAUGACAACCACCAACCUUAACCUUUUCCUUUUCCAGUAUUUUCUUGGUGUGUGCAUAUACAACAUCUUUUAGAAGGGUUCAGUAGAUCCUUCUUUUGUUGGUCCAGCAACAAACAAGUUUUUAAAAAAAAUGUAGCGAGAUUGUCCUUUUUUUUUCUUUUUUUUUUUUUUUUUGGUAUCAUAUGAUACAGUGUAUUUAUCAAAGAUGCUACCGCAGCAUCUGAAGUCUGUAGAAUUCCUGAUACAGACUGUGAACGGUGUAUGUACCUACUUUAAAAGUUUUAUUUUAAACGAGGGUGCAGGUUAAUGCCAGGUACCUUACCAAUAUGUAAUGUUUUCAUAAAUGGGAAAAAAAGUUCUCAGGUUGAAUUGAAUACAAAUACAAAACCCCCUAGAAUUAGACAUUCCGAAAAUUGUUUUGGUACUUUCAACAGCUUUCUUUUUUUUUUUUUUUAAUGAUUUUUAUCCUGUUAACUAAAUGUCCUCUGAUACGUGUGUGUGUAAAUGUGGAGCAUCUUGUCCUAAUGGCAAGCUGUUAGAUCAAAGCAAAACGGUACUUGCUGGAUCCACGCUGACUACUUCUCUCAUUGCUUUCUUCCCUGUGAUCUCCCUCCCUUCCGUUUGUCUUUCCCUUUUGUACACUUUGCAAACUGGGAUGAAGGUGGCGGUAUCUACUUCAGAGUGCUUUGUUUUCCUGUCCUCCAGUCCUGGUUUUCAAAUGGUUGGUAGCUUUUUGACAAGUUACCCAGUCAGGGAAAAAAAAAAAAAAAAAAAAAGGAAAAAAAAAAAAAGCUCAUCAAGUUCUGCACAUUGUUUACCUCUAGUAGAAUAUCUUGUGAUGUGAUCUGUUUGCAGAGUUCUCUGGUAUGUGGUAUUAAAUGUAAAUUAUUUGUACAGAGGCAAGUCAGACCACAUUAGGAAGAAACUCAAGCUCAGACAGAAGCUUUCAGAAUUUGAUCCGUAUCUGCCCUGUACCACUCCACGUGAGGCAGGGGAGCUGACCCACCUCUGGCUGGGAGGCCUGGGGGGGAGGGAGGUGUUGGACAAAACCGUGACAAAUAAAUGAAGGAGUCAAGUGCGUGUACAUGCGGUGUCCCUACAAAACGUGUGUGUUGGGUGAGGGGACCGUCUGUGUUUCUGGCUGCAGAAGGCUGCUCCCGGGCUAAGGGAGAAACACGUCAGUAGCGGGAUGCGGUGUUGGAACCCCGGAGUUGUGCGGUGUUGCUGGUAGUCUGUGAUGGUCGACAGUAAAUAUUUACUGGGCUUAUAGGGACCGGACUAAUCUGAAGUGGGAAUUAUAACUGAAAUACUGUGUAUUCAUAUUAAUUCCACAAACAUUAGCAAGACAGCAAUAGUGAAUGACUUAAUAGUCACUACAAGAAUGAAGUGAUUCAUGUUGGUACAUGAAUAGAAUUGACUUUGUGUACAGGAUGCAUUUAAAAAAAAAAAAAAAAGCACAAUUUUUUCUCAUCUGCUGUGGGUCUUCAGAUGCUGUAAGGCUUUUUCUCCUCAUUGAGGUUGGCAGGAAUUUCCCUAGUAGCAAUAGCCACUUCCCAGUGUGGAGAAGCUGCUGAAGCGAGCGGUGGUCGGAGGCGCGGACGUGGCCCGGGCGGCAGGCGGGGGGCCGCUGCGGUCGGCAGGCCGGUGAGAUAUUGACAGAGAUCAGCUCCAGGAGAGCCCCUCGCUGCUCAUUCCCCUUCACCCCACGCGUCGUUUCAGCCCUUGGACGGGCUGUGGCCCAACCUGUAAAUGUAGGGCAUACUGGAAAUUAAGAUGCUCUUGAAAGAAACUGUUACCGGAGCCAGUACCUACAGGUGGUUCAAGAGUCGUUGGUUUCGCAGAGCUUGAUAAAAGCCCUAGUUUCCUUCCACAAGGUCAUGCUAGCAGAAAACUGUCUGCUAAAAUAUAACUGUUAGGAAUUCCUUUGCUUAAAACGAACUUAUUUUUGUGAAGAUUCAUUACCCGUUAGUCUACAAUAUGCUUCUUGAGCCCAUAGGAAAAGCACAAGGAAAAUUGCUAUCCUUGUCCAUGCAAAGCACUUUAUAAGUAACACAUGAUCUUUAUGUUGUGUUUUCUUUUUUCUUUUUUUCUUUUUUUUUUAAUUGGGGUUUGUUUGUUUUGUUUCAUUUUUUCUGUUUUGUGUCUUUUUUUUUUCCCUGAGGAAUGUGCAAGUUGUUUGGCUGCUGUUUAGAGAAAUCCUUUCAGGAUGCAUUUCUACUGGUUUCCAUGUUUGUUCUUUCCCCUUUGGAUAGCUGUAGUACCAUGUUUGUCUUUCAGAGAUCCCACGUAAUGCUCAUGGAAAACUUUGGAAGAAAUUUGGUUUGUAAAUAAUUGGGAUUUUUUUUUUUUUAUAUAUCUUUUCCUUCAAGAAUGUUUCUGGAUGUCUUGCAUGCCAUCAGAAUCAGUCUUAAAGGUGCCCAGUUGAUGUUUAGUGAGUGGGGAGAUGGGUGGACAAGAACUGAAUGCCCUGUUACAGCAGUGCAAUGAAGGAAGUGAAGUGAAAUGGAGUAACAAAUACAUUCAUGUUCAUUGCACCAAACUUCUUAAGCUUCUCUGUGGUGUCCCAACCACAAGCACAUGCCAUCGGAUGGAAAUGCUAGUACAUGUUCUGUGUGUGUGUGUUGGGACAAACAUCUAGGCAGUCAUGUUGCUUAUCUGGUAUCCAAGAACUAUUUGCAAAUCGGCCUGUAGCCAGUCCCAGCCCCUCAUGAUGUCCUUGCUAACCACGCACGUACCUUCCCCUCUGCCUUUCCUUUUCCGUGCAGUUGGAAGAGGGCUGUGACCUUCACAUCUUCCCUGUUCAGUGUGUGAUCCUUUCCUAUGGCAUAUCUGCUGGAACUGGAACGUUGUAGUGGAGCUUAAACCAAGUGGUGUGAGCACAGAGGCCUGCUUAUUUUGAGAGUAAAUUCUGCAUGAAUGAAGUCCUAUAUGGCCCCAGAUACAAUUAGCUCAGUAGGGUUGGGUUUUUGUUGUUGUUGUUUUCCCUGAACUCAUGCAAGGCAUUAAAUGCAUCCACUUCUGCCUUUUAUGCUUACCUAAAAUCAUCUUUUCUUGUACUGGAAUGCUUCAGCAGCCGAUGAUGAUGCAGAAUAAAUGAGGCCGGGCGCUGCCAUCUUACUGUGGCCUCUCAGCAUCACUUGGACUAGUGCAUGCCCAUCAGAGGCAGAAUUUGGCCUUGAUGAUCUACAAUGAACGAAAUGCUGGCUGUUGAUAAAUACCAUGUCCUUCCACAAAUGCCCCAACAGGGUGGAAAAGAUGCUGAAGGUCAUGCAUAAAUAGGUUUGCUUCUGUGUUUGCCUGGCGAUGUGAACGCAUCCAGAAUUUAGCAGAAUAUCUGGGGAAGCCAGGUCCUCAGAAACCUUACAGUCACGUGUAAGUCAACCUGAGGAUUUGAUCAGUGAAGCGGGGUUAGAUUUAGGGAAGAGGCAUGUAGACAUUUCACACCUUUACAGGCUAUAAAUUGAACUCCCUUCUUAACUGUGAGUACAGCAUGUGUAGCACAAAUUAUUCAUAGUACUGUAGGCAAUGUCUUCUAUCUGUUGAGAAAACCUUUCACCAGUAGCACAAUUUGACAGGCAAAGCUUCUAGGUACAGUCAAGCUUGGUUAAAAACCAGUUGCAUGAACGGACUGUUACGGCAUCGCUUCGAAGGUGCUGGGUGUUUCUGUUACUCCUUUUACAGAGAAGCUUAUGAAACAAACUGUUUACUGCAGCCUUGUUAAUAUGCAUUUGCAGUUCGUGUCUGUUUCGGCAUGCAUUUUUAAGUAUCUUUCGUCAUUGCUUCAUUACCUCCUACCAAGUAAAAAUCAUCAAAAGAGCAGAGAAUUUAAGUUUCGAGGAUGCUAAUGUAGAAGCUAAUAAUUCAGCAGUAAAUAAUGACAAAAUUGUGGAGGGAGGAAACUGUUUUAAAACUGCAGAAUAGAGAGGAUACCAAGAAUGAAUUCAAGUGAAAACUAGCAUGUAUCUUUUCUUCAGAAAAGAGAGCUACCGAGACCCUCUGUGAAAUGGUUUACAUAGGAUUCCCCCCAAAAGUCUUGCAGUUUGCCAAAUGAUCAUGUGCCUUCGCAACCUACCAAGUACAACAGAAUGUAAACCAGGUGCUUUCGAACUAGAGCAGUGGCUUUGGUUUACUUCUGAUGCAGUAGUCUUGUAUAUAGCUGUUAAUAUAGGUAGGCAUUUGGGAGCUGGUGAACUCCUGUAAAGGAGCGAGGAGAGCAGAGAGCAUUCCCCAAAACACCUGCAGUCAUGUCAGAGCUAGGGACUGAAGGAUGCUGAUUCGGUUACAGUAAACCUGCUACUUGAAACCUGCUCUACUGAAAAUUGAGUGAGGUUCAUUUAAUUUAAAUAAAUAAACCCUCCUCCCCCUCCAAAGACACAAAGAUAGUGUCAAAAAAAGGUAAUGUAAAGCUUUGGGUUACACUAUCGUGACAUCUUGGAAUGAGACGGUGGAUGAAAAGUGAGAACUAGAUUAGGAGGAAUUGAUGGCUAGGACUCCUGUAAUCAAAGGCCACGUAUAUCAGGUUGUACAGUGAACUCCCUGGCCUGGAAAGCGCGAUUAAUUUUGCUGUAUGGAAUAUCAUCAGGCUUCCUUAGCUCUUCCUCAGGCCUCUCGCAGUUCCCCAGCAAUGCACAGUUCCUGCACGUUAGCCCUGGGAGAUGAUGGGUGUCGUGUCAGCGAGGGACAGCCAGCGUGUGCCAGUUUGCUCAAGUUUCAGUCUGGUUACAGAGGCUUCUGGCAGUACCUACGCACGGGUGCCAGUUGUAACCUAUUUGUCCAGAAGGACGAAAGAACGGCUUUUGGUGUUAGUGCUUUUUCUUUCGCAGAUCUUUCCCUUUUCUUUUUUGGUGCAAGAUUUUGGAUAUAAUUGUAAAUCUCAGUUAUGUCUAAAUGCACAGUUCGUGCAAAUAUUUGGCUGAUUUUAACUUGGUUUUGUCCCUUUUAGAAAUCAAAGUAUAUUUAAAAAAAAAAAAAAAGGUUUUACUAACAUUGCAGGAACUAUCUGGAAUCCUUUUACCGACUUCAAAUUCUGCACUAAAAGAGUUGGGGGGGGGUUGUCUUUUUUCAAACACAAAAUCACAAAAGUCAUUUCCCUGCUUUGCCAAGAGAAGGGAGCUGAUGGGAGCGCUCAGGAGCUGCUGAAUUACCUAGGCGUGAGCUUUAUGGCGUGGCAGCAGCGGUGUGUUCAGCUCAUCCCGUCUCCUUCAGAGGAGCCGUGGCCUGUGCAGACAUUUAGCCCAGCGUACCGCAUUGGCAGCAGCUGUACUUGAGAAUGAGCCCUGGGUGACAGUGACUUCUGAGUAAAACAGAAAAGCAAAGGAUUACGUGUUCUUUUUUUCGGUUGGGUUUGAAAAAUGGUUCGUUUUGGGUUUGCUAAAUGUCAUUCUGUGUUGCAUUUGUGUAAUCACCCUACUUGAAAAGCAAAUCUGUGUGUGUGUUUGGGAGUGUCAUGGAGCGUUUUAGGAGAAGAAAUGAAGCCCACCACCUGGGCACAGACGUUGGGUCUGGGGGGCAAAAUGGACCAAACUCGGGUGUCGGGUUAUUUUGGGACGGUGAGAGAUUGUGAGGGCAUAAUUUAAAUUAACUCUGUCUAAAAUAAAACGUAAGUGCAAUAAAUGUGCUUUUUUAUUCAAAGCUGUGAACCUUUAGGGGGGGGAAAAAAGGAAAGAAAAAAAAAUGCACAUCAUUCCUCUGUGAGCCUUGUGUCCUACCUGCCUCCCCUUCCUCCCCCCUCUCCGCACUCCUCAACUGACAGAAACCUGCCAGUGGCCGACCUGCAUGUGUUGGUGACCCAGACCACACCACGGCUUUUCCCCCACUCUCACCUGUUGGGACCGGGGAGAAGUCCUGCCCCUAAAACUCCCCUGGGAGCCGGCGCUGACCUGUGCCGCUGGAGCCAGCCCAUGGGGGCUCCGUGCUAUCCCCACUUCACCCCUCAGCCGCAACUCCCCACCCCGUGUCCCAUCUCCUGAGCAUCUCCCAGGGCUGAGCAGUUGGCACAUUAUUCUUCAGCAGUUGCAAAAAGUAAUCAGUCAUCAGCUGCCCGCUGGGUCCCUUUUUUCCCCCCCAUGUCAGCACACACAUGCAGACUGGCCACUGUUGCCUUGUGUGACGCUGCCUUGUUCGGAAGGAGCAGGUGCACCCGUUUGGAAUCAGCCCUGCACAAGUUGCACUCUCUCUUUCUUACUCGAGUGCGCGCAGCUUUUCCUGGGUGAGGAAAGGUGCAGCAGGCUGGGGGGCUUCCCCGGGAGGCUUAACGCAUGGGCAAGCGAUGGAAGGUGGAGCACUCGGUCAUCAGACCCCACGGGGGCGUAAGAAAGGACUGGCUCGUUUAAAGUUUAUAGACAAACAGAUCUAUAUCCUUUAAACUUGAUUAUUUUUAUAUAUAGUCAAGACAAUGGCAUUACCUCAUAAUACAGAGGCUCGUUUAUGAGAGGCAAAGUAGUAAGGAGAGGAAAGGGAAAUUUAUAUACAGAUUUGAUUUCUUUUUUUGUUUCUUAGUGCAAUGACGUGUAUGUCCCAACAACUUAAACUCUGUGCUAACACAACAUUCCUUUCAGCUGUAUUCUCUUUGACCACCGGAGGUUUGCAAGGGGCUUAUGACUGCAAAGUAGAAGGUCCAGUCUGAUUACUUAAAAAAAAAAAAACAAAAACACAAAAAAAAAUUGUGUUAGUAGAUUUCCAUAGCUGCUUUUUAAAAUCUUACAAUGGAGUAAUUGUUUUGAAACUUGUAUUUAUUUUUUAAUUCAUAACAAAAUGUUUAUUUUCAGUUUUCUGUUACGUAUAGGUCAUGGCAACUCCCCUUCUUUCCCUCUCACGUUUCCCCUGUAAUUGCCAAUACAACUUACUUUUCUUGUUUGUUCCUUCCCCCCUUUACUUUUGUUGUCCCUUCAUUUGUAUUUUGGAGUUUUUCUCAUGUAAAUUUGUACAAUGGGAAAUAUUGUCCAGUUUGGUUAGAGAGCAUGGAGACUUAAAACAUAAUAAAAUUUGAUAGCUGAAUUCAGAUUGAAGAAAACUAUUUCUGUGUAAAGUUAUUUAAAGAACUCUGUAUUAUAUAAAAGGCAAAAAGUUCUAUGUACUUGAUGUGAAUAUGAGAAUACUGCUAUAAUAAAGAUUGACUGCAUGGAAAA
This is a messenger RNA of Anas platyrhynchos (mallard), 10246 nucleotides long. It is a transcript of the gene BRAF, whose product is annotated as B-Raf proto-oncogene, serine/threonine kinase. Gene Ontology annotation, molecular function: ATP binding; MAP kinase kinase kinase activity. Lineage: Eukaryota; Metazoa; Chordata; Aves; Anseriformes; Anatidae. Gene Ontology annotation, cellular component: mitochondrion; plasma membrane; cytosol. Gene Ontology annotation, biological process: MAPK cascade; protein phosphorylation. The record is from RefSeq and is a predicted model, not a curated record.